Messenger RNA from Heterotrigona itama, 6839 nucleotides. The record is from the annotation of a GenBank genome assembly. NCBI's taxonomy places the organism in Eukaryota, Metazoa, Arthropoda, Insecta, Hymenoptera, Apidae.
AUGAAUGGUAGAUGCGCUGAUGAGUAUCUUUUUCACGUGAAUAUCUACGAAUUUUAUGAUUCAUCUGAAGAUUCUGAUUUUCAAAGGAUACGGUCUAUAAUAGUUGGCGGCAUGAACCGGCCGUCCAAAGCUGUGACCCAGGCGAAGAAAGUGGCACCACCGGCUGUACCCGAUGUAUUUCGACAUUCUGGCUCGUCGUUCGGUUCUGCUGGAUAUGCGAGCAGCGAGGAUAGCUGUUUCCUGCCCGGAAGCGGGCCAGGCGGGACAACGGACGAGGGUUCUUACGGAGUGCCAUCUGGAAAGAGUCCGGGGCCUAUUUUUACCCACCCUGGCUUUGCCUUUCCACCAGUCGUCGGCAAAUAUGCUCAUGCCGAGGAUCAAGGAAUCGAUAUGACUCAAAGUCCCGGAAGAGAUAGCCCAGGUAGUUCAGGAUCAGGCUCCGGUUCGAGGCAUUCUACCGCUUCAUUAGAUUCUGGGAGAGCCUCCGGGUAUCAUUUGGGCCCUAGAGGACCUGGUGCUCUUGCUUCGUCUCCCAGGUGUUCUAUAAGCUCACUUGGCAGCCAUCCCGACAGACCGGCGGAUCUCGACGUCGUUCACGCUUGGUUGACUGAACUCCAAUUCGAGGAAUACUUGCCAUUGUUUGCUUCCGCUGGCUAUGAUCUAGCUACAAUAACGCGCAUGACGCCAGAAGAUUUGACAGCAAUAGGAAUUAAGAAGCCUAAUCAUCGGAAACGCUUGAAAGCGGAAAUAGAUAAUUUAAACAUUGGAGAUGGCUUGCCAGAGCAUAUUCCUGGCUCGUUAGAAGAGUGGCUUCGGCUUCUGCGACUUGAAGAAUAUCUCGGUGCUCUUCAUCAACAGGGUAUGCGUUCAGUUGAAGAUGUAACGACUCUCACUUGGGAAGAUCUCGAAGACAUUGGCAUCGUGCGUCUUGGUCAUCAGAAAAAAUUAUUGUUAGCAAUUAAAAGAGUUAAGGAUAUUCGUGCUGGCAAGCGUAUACAGCCGCUCGAUCUUGCUCGGCUACCGCCGCAUCCUGGACAAACACAGGACGUAGUUAUUCAGCGAGGAGGUCCCGAUUUGCCAUCUCCCGACGAGGAUUGUUCCUCGCCUGUUUUGAGAUCUUUUCAGAGAGGAGGAAGUGAUACCACAUCUGGAGGCGCAUGGAGAAGUAUGUACGCUGCUUUACCAGCCGAUUACAACAUUGUUGGUCGGGCUGGUUCACGAGGAAAGUCAUUAGAAAGCUUGGAAGAUGCACCCCUUGGGUAUCCUCCGUCACCAGCACCUUCUACGCAUCCACAGCCAGUCGAAUGGCGUCCACGUAGCUUUGAAGACGGUGAUCUGACUCCUACAAAUGAUACUUCCAUAGUGGAUGCAGGUGGUGGAACUCUUCCACGACCAAGACAUUGUCUUGUUCGUCCACGACCUGUAGCUAAGGUCACUGCAACUCCAGGGCAGUUCAAGUCACUACCGAGAGACUUCGAUAACAAGUAUCAAUUAACUUACGGACUCGAAAGUAGUCCACAUCUUCCAAAACGUUGCCCUCCGUCUCCUCCGAGGCGUCAAAGCUCUAGAGAUAAUAGCGGUUCUGGAGUAGGAGUCGGAGGAUCGGGAGUUGGCGAUGUUGUGAUAGAUUGCAGCGGACCAGUUCCAACUGCUUCUUGCGAGGAGCAUCAUAUACAUCAUCAUCAGCAUCAUCACUUGAUUCAUCAUCCGUCUCCGCCACCACCAGCACCUGCACCAGUGCCAUCAACUCCACCGCAAAUAAACCGACCACCCUCUUCUAUGUCUCGUUCUUGGGGCAGUGUCAGUGUCAAUGUUAACGAAGAACAUGAAUUAAUAGCUUCUCUUGCUCUGCAGCACCGUAACGGUUCUGAUGCCAGUUUUAAGUCAAGUUCCAGUACAGAAUCCGACUCACUACCAUUUGCAAAUGAAAAUGCCGGAACAAUAAAACAAAGAGCUGCACGCGCACAGGAAUACGCAAGCGGUAAUACUGGCAACAAUAUGUCAAGUCAUGGAAUGAGCCAUCAUACUGGUGGGAGCGAACCAGCGGAUGUAUUGAACGACAUUGGGAAUAUGCUUGCAAACCUUACUGAUGAACUUGAUGCCAUGCUCGAGGAAGAAAAGCGUCAAGGCUUGAAUUCAUAAUCAUUGCUACCUUGCGUUUGCGUCUGUUGUCAUUUUUUCUUUCUCUUGAUUUUUUUUUAAUUACUAGUGCUACCACGAAAAAUGCGACUUUAGUAACAAAAAUCAAUGACGAAAACAUAGAUUUCUCACGCUAUGACGUAUAAUAUCGUAGAUCAUGAGCGCAUACAGUUUGCAAGAUUAAAUAGACAAAGUCGUAUGAAUUUGAUGAAUUGUAACUUGAUACAUCGCAAUGAUCUUAUUGAAAGGAAAGAAUGUUCGGUGUUGGACGAAUGUUAAACUACGUGUUGGCUUACAACAUAAGUUAUAUUACAUAAACAAUAAUAUCCUGUUAUAAUUGUAUAAGUUAACGUAGUGGAUUGUAUUCUUCCACGGUAUAAUUUUAACUUUUAUCUGUUUCUUCAUUCCUUAUUUCUCUUUUUAUAGGACAAAGCUUCUUAUUUUUCUAUCAAAAUAUUAUGAGCUUUUCACGAAGUUUCCAGAGACACCUGAAUGUUGCACAAUUUUCGCGAUUUUUACAUUUCUCUUUACAGUAUUUUUAUUCUGUACAUUCAAAGAAAAUUUUUUUUUAAUACAUUAUAUUCUGACAUUUGAUAUUGCAGAUUUUUGAACUUGCACUUUUAAAUCAAAUUUAUACGAAGAAAAAAAAAUAAAGUUAUACAAAGAUAGUUGUAUGAGAAAAAGUAUGCUAAAAUAAAAUUGCACUUAAUAAAUAAGGACAAUGAAUAUUUAUGCCUUAUGAUAAGAAGACUGCGAAAUACAUCAGUGUAGUCUAAUUUUCAACACACACUUCAUGGUACGCAUUUUACAUUCACAUAGCAUAAAGACUGAUUCUCUUUCUCUGGAAACUUCAUCGCUACCAACAUAUGUACAUUCCAGCUAGUAUAUUUCCUUUUCCACUUCCGUCCUUUGCUAAAACGAUAGCAUGUUAGAUUGGGACCUUCAUAACUGUUGGAACUGUUAGACAUUUUGAGAUUAGUAUGAUACAAAGAAGUAAAUUUCUGGGUUGAACUUUACCGUCGAACCUUCAAGCUUUUAGCACAUUUGACGUGCUAAAUACAAAUACAUCCGUUUUUGACUGUUUUUACUUAUUUAUUCAUUUUGAAUCUCGCUAUAGGAAUGAAUCUCUUUCACGUGUCGUGUCCAUUUCCUGAAGCGUUUUCAUCUUUGGUUUAUAGAGUAUCAUUUUGAGUCUAAUAUCAAUUCUGAGAACGCCGGGGAUUUUCUUUUUAAUUAUUGGCAGAACUAUCGAUAUUGGUUUGGGUUAGAUAAAUUCCCGGCUAGCAAUACUUAUCCUUGUUGCUCUGUAUUUAGAAUGUGCAUGAACUAUGUAAUAAAUUACAUUCAUAAAAAUUCUUGUGAAUAUCUCGGAAACAAGUAAUUUCCAUCAAAAACGGGGUUAUAAUCGUAUUCAACACGUUGAAACAAACAGGAUGAUGUAAAAUAUGUAUUAAAAGUUUGGGGAACAACGUUGAAGUUCUACCAACUUCUGUAUCUCUUUUCCAGAGUAAAAUAAUUCUUCCAGUAACGUCAAAGAAAAAUAUUAUUGAGUCGUGUUGAUUUGAUAAUGAAGCAUAAUUAUAUCUUUGACUAUAUUAUGGUACAAUUUCUAUAAGAGUUUACGAAUAGUUUGUAUGAAAAAAAUUUACAUCUUCCAUUAUUUGAACUUGAGAAGAGGUUCUCGUAAGACUGAGAACAAAAUCAACAUAAACAUUUGACUGCCAAUUAAAUUUCAAGAUUAUACAGUUUAAAUACAGAAUCAUAUGCACUGUAUGCCAAUUAACAUUUUAUAUUUAUUAUCCGUACUAAUAUAGUGAUGUAUGUGUAACUCACUAUUGUUAUAUGGUGCACAAAAACAUGUGGAGUGCAAAAUAUCCACGUGUAUCAAAUCAAAGUAAUCGUCGUAGUGAAAUCUUGUCGAUAAAAAGUGUUCAGGUUUACUCGAAAUUUAAGUAUACUGAUAGAUUUGUGCAUACAAUUUUACAGUCCUCAUACGUAGGAUGAGUUGUACAAUUGAUUCAAGUUAUAUCUUGCAUUUGAUUGUAUGACUUAUCUUGUGCAUGCAUAUACACGUACAUAUUUAUAUAUGAUAAUUCCACGUUCUUCAUCAAUUCAUGUAUGAUAUAUUUCUUAAAUUUCAAGUAUUUUAAAGUCUGCGAUCUUAUUUAAAACUUGUUACAUUGUAAUACAUUGUAAAUCAUUGUUCACAUAUCAGUAAUUUUACCAAGUAAAAAUUGAAUUAAAAUUUUAAAGAUGUUUUUAAUUUAUAUAAAUGGAACUUGGAACUUUCAUAUAUAAAUAGCUACAGUUUCAAUAUGACGUUAUUAUUAAUGAAAUACUCCUUACUUUACAUUCUUUAAGGAGUACAAAUUGCUUUGUUUCUAUACAAAUCAGUUUCGCAAGUGAAGAUAAAUUAAUUGCAAUGAAUUCAAUGACUCUGUCAUCGUUUUAAUAUAUUUUAUUUUUAACUUUAACAUACAAUUUGUUAUACAUAUUCAAAUACAGUUAUGCUCUAUCAUUACAGGAAAAGAAAAUGUGGUAGGAUAUAUACAAGAUCUUCAAAUACACUUAAAACCUAGGUUAAUCAAUUAAACAUUGGGGCUACAUUAUUGUAGCCUGCAGACUUGUUAACUACUGUAGGUAUAUAGUAGGUAUACAUAUAUCAGUUUAAGCAGUGUACUUAGGGAAACUGUUUUGCGGUGCUGCAAAUUUAUCAAUUUAUUAUUAUUUACUUUUAUUCUUUAUUAUUACUGUAUACAUUGUAGAACUGGUUUUUUAAGUCGUAUAUAUGAAUAACGAAAGAUGGCACAAACUCUUAAUACAUUUGUAUUUAAUACAAAUGUUUAAUUCGCUGCUUAGUUUGGUUGAAACAUUUUAGAUAUUUUAUUAAUUAUUAGAAAUGUUUUUGCACAAGUUUUUUCUACAAGUGUAAUCAUUUGUGCUACUCUAUAUGUACAUCUAAAGGAAGAACCUUUUUUAAUCUUCCAAAGAUUAAUCGUGAUCCAAUAAUUUGUUUUAUCUAUGAUUAAUCGUUUUAAAUUUUUUACUUUAUCGACACCAAAAUUUUAACAUUGAAAUUAUAAAUUGAUUGCAAAAUCGUAGUCCGUGAUCGUGUAAAAUAAGAAAUAUAUCACUUUACUUGAAAAAAUUACUUUUACAAUGAUAAUUAACAUAAAAUGGUAAAAGCUAAAUAAUAUCACGAUGCAGGUAUUGAACUAGAUUAAAUAUUAAUUUGACCAGAAAUGAAGUAACUAGUAAAUGUUAGUAGAAAGUGAAACAUUUUACAAUUGUGCGAUCGUGUGAUCAAUUAACAAUAGUUGUUUCUACGAUACAUAAAUUGACAAAUACAAUAGAAGGUAAUACACACACUGCCGACUUUUAUACUGUAAUUCAAUUCCAUAGAAUCAAAAAAUAAAUAUAAAAAGGAAAAAACUUUUAGAUAUUUUAUAAUUCACGUAUAAAAGAAACACUCGAAGAAUUAAAUUUAUUUAAUAUUUAUUUAUUUCUAAAUUGUAAAAUAAUAUGUUUAAAAAUUAUUUUAAGUGAAACGUUAUAAACGUUUAAUUGUCAUAUGGAAGAUAUUGUAGAAUAACGUAUGAAACGAUGUUCAUUUAAACAAAAGUAUUAUUUUAAUUUUGAGCAUCAGUAUAAGUAAAAAAAGAAUAUAUAUAUAUAUACAUAAAUCAGACGCUACCGAUGUGUUUACUUAAUAAUAAUUCAAGCGAUAAAAUUGAGAAACUAUUGUAUGUAUUAGACUAUGCUUCAAAGCAGUUCAUGGCAUUUCUAAAAUAAAUGAAAUGUAUACCAUCUGCUGUUCUAAGGCGAUUCUCUUUUCAUUUCUACAGAUAGCUGAUAGUAAUUGAUGAAAUGUACUAAAAAAGAAUUCAAUGAUUGGCAGCUAAUUCAGAAUUCCUGAAGACAUUGCUUCUACAUGGUGUAUACAUAUUAUACAUAUAUAAAUAUUAUAUAAAUAUAAAUGAUAUAAAGGUAUAAAUAUAAAUAUAGGUAUAUAAAUUAUAUUUGUAUUUAUAUUUGUACCGAAUUAGUCAUAGUUUUUGUACAAACGUAUGCGUCGCUGCAGUUUUGUUCAGCGAAUUUAAUACCCGCCUAAUUGCAUUUUACGAGUCCUCGGGACCUCCUCCUACUUUCUGUAUUUGUUUAAAUGCACGUUGAAUACAUUAAUUGAUUUAUCAAAUAUGACGAGGGAGAUAAUUAAAUAAAACUAAUUGACAGAGACUCCGUUCUUAUUGUUUUUUUAGUAUAUACCCGAGAUAAGCUGUUAAUCAUCCUGUGAGAAUUAUUCUCAUUAUCUAAGAGAAUAGAGAUUCUCAUAUUUUUAUUGUAACAUAAAGCAGGAUACAUCAUGGGUCAUCCUUAUCAUACAUAUAUUAUUUCACAGACGAUCAGGAAGAAAAGGAGUAGACUAUAUAGGAAAUAAUAAAUAUCGUUUGACCUUUUCUUUUCUUAUCAUAGAAUAUGAUUUUAUAAUUCUUAAUCUUCUAUAAAGCAUAAGUUUUGAUUGAUUUAUCUUUUAGUUAGUAAAGGAAAUAUCGUUUCAUUGUGAUGCUAUGAAAAAUCAAAUAUUUUCUGCUGUGGAAAAUUUGAUUCUAAGCAAGAUAGAUAGUAAUAUAAUUUUUAUGAACUAAGAGCUAAGUAAUGUUACUUAUAAGAGAGAGCGAAAGCGAGAGAGAGAGAGAGAG